ACUCGCGAAGGUGUCCCUGCCGAGUGUGCACGCCGCGCCUCUCUCCCUCUCUCUCUUUCCCUGUGAAUAUGAGUGCUUUUCGGGGUCGCUCGAGUCCCCGCUGUGAGUGAUUGAAAAGCAUAUGUGCCGGUGAAGUGUCUCAAAGUGUUCGGAAAAGUGGUAGCGAGCGGAGUGCCCUGGAAGAUGGAGGCGACGGACUCUUCUUCCGAGGAGAUCAACUUGACGCCGCAGGAACUUCAAGUUUUGUCGGAGCUUGACAGUCGGCAGUUCGGGUUCGUGAAAUUGAACGAGCCUGCGAACAGCAAGAAGCGGGCGCUGGUGCUGAAGGCCGUGCGUUACCUCGAGUCCCUCAUCAUCCACGCCAACAACAACAACAAAAGCAGCAGCAACAAUAACAACAACAACAACAACAACAACAACAACAAUAACAACGCGAAGGAUGGCGGGGACGGCAAGAAGUGUUCGCUCUCGCCGACCGUCAUCAAGAAGGAGGAGCUCUCUUUGCCCAGCUCCGACACCACCCUGCUGGAGGACGUCAUCGGCCAGGACGCCCAUGACGACUCCCUGGGCGUGGGCGGCGUCCUGCUGGGGAAGCUGACCUCCUCCUCCACGCCCACCACCACCAACAGUAGCACCUCCUCGUCCUCGUCCUCCGCCUUUUCCACCGCCUCCACCACCACCACCACCACCGCCGCCUCCACGCCCCCGGCGGCGCCUGACACCAGCAUCAGCAUCGAGCCCAAGACCUACUGCAAGCUGGGCCACCUGCACCUGCUGCUCGAGGACUACCCCAAAGGUAAGGCUCGCGCGACGCCCCCGGGCUACAGGGACACGUCGCCUGGGUAA
Messenger RNA from Penaeus chinensis, 846 nucleotides. RefSeq lists its product as uncharacterized. The coding region runs from base 184 to 846 and encodes 220 amino acids. The transcript has 3 exons. Lineage: Eukaryota; Metazoa; Arthropoda; Malacostraca; Decapoda; Penaeidae. The record is from RefSeq and is a predicted model, not a curated record.